AAGUAAGAGAAUAAAUACCUUCAAGAUCUGCUACUAAUCCUAAAUAACCUAAUCAUUCAUCCCCCAACAUUAUCUCACUACAUUUACUUUUUCACUUUUUCAGUAACACUUGCACUUGAUUUACUCACAUUCUUACAUCAAACAUGUGGCAGUACAGUAUAAACAUGUACCUAAUCUAAGCAAAAUGCCUAAAGAACAGAGGAAAAAAGGUGAAGAGGGAUGUUACUAUUGUGGUCCACUUUUUUCUUUUUCCUUUUUUGUUUACUCUCCUGAGUUCUCUGACUCCUCUCCUUCGCCCCUUCUUUUAUGUUAGUGAGUGGAAUCCCAAUGUCUUCAUGAUUUUCAUCAUACCAAUUGCCAUUUCUUGAAAUCAAAGCCUCAAUCAAUCCAUUACUUAACCAAAGGGUCCCCAGUGUACUCAUUACUGCUGUCUACCUGAGAGAGGAAAGUGAUAAGAGUUGUACAAAAGAAGCAAGAAUAUGGAUGUGGGGAGAAGAAAAGGGGGUGGUGGAGCUACAUCAUCAAGAAUUGGUGUUGUGGCAGGGUCUGUUUGGGAGAGCAGAAUGAAGCUUGAUGAAGUCAAAGGUGGCAUCAAAGUUUUUAAUGGUGAGAAAAAUGGUAGUAAUGAUUCAGAAGAAAAUGAUGAAAAGGAUGGUGGGACUAGUAAUAGAUUAGCUAUUGUUCCAGCUCAAGUGGAUAAAAAAAUGAACUUGAGGCCAAAAACGAGUCCAGUGGGGGCUAGUGGGAAGAGGAAAACUUGGAAAUCUGACAGUUUGGAGAAGAGCCCAAUUCAGAUUGCUAGGCAAAGAUCUGAAACAAACAAGAAUCUUGAUGAACAGUUUAGAGAAUUGAGUAUGUCUGCUGAUGGAAUUAAAAGGAGCCCAGCUCAGAGCAAGAAGUCAAAAUCUGAGGCAAUUAAGGAUUUGGGUGCUUCGGUUGAUGGAAUUGAGAAAAGCCCAAUUCAGAGUAUGAAGAUAAGAUCUGCUUCUCAAAAGUUUUCUAGUGAAUCCUCUGAUGGAAAUGACAAGAAUCCAACUCAAUUGAGGAAAUUGAAAUCAGAGACCAUUAAGGCCUUGAACACUGAAAAUGCAAGUGAGAAGACUUCUGAAUUGAGGAAAGUAAAAUCAGAUUCAAUUAAGGCUGUUGAGGACUCUUCUAAUGGGAAUGUUAAUAAUUCCCUCCAGCUGGUGAAAGCAAAAACUGUAUCAAGCAAGGAUUUUGAUGAUGAUAAUGGCAAGAGUUCUAAAGUGCAGUCUGAGAAAGAAAAGGCAGUUGUUGAUGAGUCAAAUAAGAGUCCUAAAGAAGACAACAUAGUUAGAAUGGAGAAAACAAGGUUUGAUGAAGAUUGUAAGGAAGUUGAUGUUUGUGAAGAGAAGGUGAUUACAAGCAAUAUUAGCAGCAAUGCGGGACAGCAGCAGGUCAAAUCUCCACCAAUAGUAGAAGACACUGACGAUUUUGACGAUGCUGAUGGUGAUGAAGAAGAUUGGGAUGCGGAGUUGGAGGAAGAGGGUGAUCAGGAAAUUGAAGUUGAGAUUGAAAAGACGAGUCUUGUUGUGAAGGAGAUCAGUGUUGCUGAGCAGAAGCCAAAGAAGGUUGUGGUAGAAGAGAAGAAAUUUCGUCAGAGCAAUGAAAGGCCGAUGUCAAUUCCAUCACUGGUGAAGAAACAGUCUCCUCCUGUUGUCAGCCAUGCCAGAGUUCAUCCAAGUCCAACAAAGAAAAGACCAAAUGAAUUUCAGGGAAGUCCUAGAACUCAUAGCAAAUUACAGAGCUUUGUUGACUUGGUGAUGUGGAGAGAUGCAUCAAAAUCAGCAUUUGUCUUUGGCAUUGGAACAUUUAUCAUUAUUUCAUCUUCAUACGCUAAGGAUCUCAACAUCAGUGCAAUAUCUGUGUUAUCCUAUCUGGGAUUGAUCUAUCUUGCAGCAAUUUUCCUCUUCAGAUCACUCAUUUCCAGGGGAGCUGUUGAUUUAGAUGAUUCAAGCAUGGACUAUGUUGUUGGGGAAGAGGAAGCAGUUUGGUUGGUGAAAUUGAUUCUUCCCUGUGUAAAUGAGUUUCUGUUGAAAAUCAAAGCUCUCUUCUCUGGAGAUCCUGCUACUACAAUGAAGAUGGCAGUGCUACUGUUUGUUUUGGCACGGUGUGGCAGCUCCAUAACCAUAUGGAAAAUGGUCAAAUUGGGCUUUUUCGGAGUUUUCACAGUGCCAAAAGUCUGCUCAUCCUAUUCCACUCAAUUAACUGCUUACGGUGUAUUUUGGAUUCGACGAUUUCGGGACGCUUGGGAAUCAUGUUCUCAUAAGAAAGCCGUGGCAUUUGCUAUCUUCACACUGGUGUGGAAUUUGUCUUCAAUUGUUGCCCGAAUUUGGGCAGUGUUCAUGUUAUUUGUGGCGUAUAGAUAUUACCAGCCAUCCUUCAUUGGAGAGGGAUGGGCUACAGCUGAGGUGCAAACAAGAGCUGAAGAUUCUUCUUCCACUUCAGGACAAAGUGGAGGCCACGUCCAGCGACAACGGCCGAGGCCCAUUGUAACGGAAACAGGGAAACAAAAGAGGACCUUUUAAGCAUAUGCAGGCCCAAUUGCCCAUUACACUUUGUUUAUUAUAGUUUGAUACCACAAGAAAUAAAAAAAGUAUAGAUGAAAACGAAAAAAAAAA
Molecule: messenger RNA, 2642 nt
Organism: Coffea arabica (coffee)
Lineage: Eukaryota; Viridiplantae; Streptophyta; Magnoliopsida; Gentianales; Rubiaceae
Source: RefSeq, a predicted model, not a curated record